Elaeis guineensis (African oil palm) is the source of this 1053-nucleotide messenger RNA. Lineage: Eukaryota; Viridiplantae; Streptophyta; Magnoliopsida; Arecales; Arecaceae. The record is from RefSeq and is a predicted model, not a curated record.
AUGGCCCUGCUGCCAGGCUGGCGGUUCAAACCAUCCGACGGCGAGCUUCUGGACUCCUUCCUCAGGAAGAUGAUCCUCGGUCAACCGCUUUCCUAUCACAGGAUCUUGGAGGCCGACGUCUACGGUGAUGACCCCAAGAACCUCACUGCUCGAUAUAACAUGGCUAAUAGGGACCGUGAGUGGUACUUUUUCACCUCCACCGCGCGAAAGCAUCCGGGUGCCAGCGACAGCAGCCGGGCGUCUCGCCGUGCAGGUGCGGGACGGUGGAAGGCCACCCAACGCAUCAAGACGGUGCUCGACUCCGACCACAACGUCUUGGGAUCCAAGCAGUGCUUCUGCUAUAUGGAAAGGUGCCCUUCCGGUGGAGAGACAAAGUCCAUAUGGCUUAUGGAGGAAUACUCCAUCCAUGACCUUCGAAGAAAAGCCGGUGCGUCUGCAAUAAGCGGCUUGAAUAGGCUGGAUGAGUGGGUUACAUGCAAGAUCUACCUGACACCAAAAGCUCGUAAAGCUCACAUGACAGAGGAGGAUCUACACGAAAUUCAACCAGUAGAAAGGGUUGCACAAAGAAGAAGGAUGGAAGUGCCACAAACGAUGAGUUCACUUUGCAUGCACCCUAGCCAGGACAUUGCCGCUCACUCCCAGAUUCUUCAGCUACUUGACGAUGAUCUACCACAGCUAGUUGAUAUGUCCGAUAUAACUAUUAAUGGCUGUUGCCCUACACAACAUGCUAGUGUGGAGCCAUCUAUUCCUAGUCAGGAUAUUGCUGAUUCCUUUCAGAUUCAUCAGCCGGCCGAUCAACGUUCUGAUCCAAUAGUGCCAGUGCCCGCGGAGAUGAUGAGUUCACUUUGCAUGCAUCCCAACCAGGAUAUUGUCGGUCACCGCCAGACUCUUCAACUAUCCGAUGAUGCUUUGCCACAGCUCAUUGAUGGUGGCUGUUCUCCUGCACAAUAUGCUAAUGGGGAGCCAUCUAUUCCUGGUCAGUAUAUUACUGAUUCCUUUAGAUUCAUCAGUCGGCCGACGACACCUUAUCGCAUCCUGAUCCAGCAGCGCUAG